Messenger RNA from Fonsecaea nubica, 924 nucleotides. RefSeq lists its product as hypothetical. Gene Ontology annotation, cellular component: fungal-type vacuole membrane. The transcript is spliced from 2 exons. The record is from RefSeq and is a predicted model, not a curated record. Gene Ontology annotation, biological process: intracellular manganese ion homeostasis. Bases 1 to 924 code for a protein of 307 amino acids. NCBI's taxonomy places the organism in Eukaryota, Fungi, Ascomycota, Eurotiomycetes, Chaetothyriales, Herpotrichiellaceae. Gene Ontology annotation, molecular function: iron ion transmembrane transporter activity; manganese ion transmembrane transporter activity.
AUGGGUCGGGAGAAGUGGUGCCAUGGGAUGAUCCCAAAUACAAACCCAUCAAGCCAGGAAAGAGAAACACUCCCCACAGCACCCGAUCUCGAGGCGAACCAGCCGCUUCUUUUGUCGCGGACGUCAACUCUCCAAGAAACUUCACGCAGACAGUCAGUAUCCGACUUCCCGUCAGACAAAAGAUCACAGCAACGUCGGAGAUGUUUUUGGCUGGAUUGGGAUCGUCGUGUCAACGCGCGAGUUGUAUCUGAUGCCAUCCUGGGACUUUCAGAUGGACUCACGGUCCCAUUUGCUCUCACUGCCGGUUUGACAGCCCUGGGGGAUACCAGAGUUGUUAUCUUAGGAGGGCUCGCAGAGCUGAUAGCUGGGGCAAUAUCAAUGGGACUUGGGGGAUAUGUUGGUGCUAAAAGUGAAAUUGAAUCAUUUAACGCCACAGAUCGCAACUGUAACGAACUUAUCCUGCACGAACCGCAGGCCGCAAGGGAUUUUAUCCAGGAGUAUUUCGGACAAUUUGGACUGUCGGCAGAGGAGACGAAACGAGUGGCAGAUCACAUGGAAGCAUCAACUCCGGUGCUCAAAGACUUUCUCAUGCGCAAUCAAUUUCAAGCCUCGAAGCCAGACACGGGUCGACCGUAUCUGUCGGCACUCACACUGGGCAUCAGUUAUUUCAUCGGCGGCUUCAUUCCCCUGAUACCAUAUUUCAUCGUUGCCCGUGAGAAUGUUCUGGCCGGAUUGUGGUGGAGUAUUGGACUUAUGGCAGUUGUGCUACUGAUUUUUGGAUAUGUCAAGACAGGAGUCGUUCGGGGAUGGACUGGCAAGGAAAAUUACCAGGCUUGCACCGGAGGAGCGUUCCAAAUGCUGGUUGUGGGUGUUAUUGCCGCUGGCGCUGCAGUGUGUUUGGUGCGAUUGAUCAGUGGCAAUUGA